AUGGCUUAUAUUCCUGCAGAGUCGUUGGACCAAACCAUAACCCGAGCACUGGCUGCCGCCCAAGUCGCGGUAAACCUCGAUGCCGCCGACCAAGACGCGAUGGCGAUAGCUUUAGCAUAUCAGCGCUGCAUCAGUCUACUGGAUGAAGCGGUCCGAAGAAAUCCAACAGAAAGGGAUUGGGUAGACCCGGUGCGAUCAAAAUACCAAGAAAGGGUGAAAGUUCUGUUGUUAUCGCGGACCGUCAUUGCAGAGGAAGAUGAGCAGGAACAGGAUAGAGGCAAAGCUCGCGGAUUGGGUUUAAAUUAUGUGCGGAAAGCAAGACGGUGGACAAUCGGCAGAAUGCGAGCGUUAUGA
Molecule: messenger RNA, 354 nt
Organism: Mycena indigotica
Lineage: Eukaryota; Fungi; Basidiomycota; Agaricomycetes; Agaricales; Mycenaceae
Exons: 2
Coding region: 1-354 (117 amino acids)
Source: RefSeq, a predicted model, not a curated record